AUGGGCAACUGCAAGAGUUCAUCUCGUGCACUCCUAGGAAAGGCCCAUGUUGAUCCGGACUCAGAAUGGAGGAUGCAGGACUUUGGAAAGACCCAUGUUCCAGAUUUAGAAUGGAGGAUUAAUGACUUCUCAUCGCUGCUUGAGACAGGAGCUAAGUCAGCAACAUCUGACACUUUUCACUGCUCUGGGUAUAACUGGCACCUGGAAGUGUCCCCCGCAAAAAAAAAAAGGCACCUGGAAGUGAAACCAAUGCAUAAAAAAGCUGGUUCAUCAACGCCAUAUGUUGCUCUUCGUCUUGUGGCAUUCCGACCAAGCUUGGUGCCAGGUCACAUGGUGCAUGCGGUGUUUGAGUUGUCAAUAUACAACCAUUCAAGACGAAUGUACUGCGGAUGCAAAGCUAGCUACAACUUUGGUUUCAAGAAUAUCUUCUCGAAGGAGCAUUGCUUGAUUCCUCUUCAGGAGCUACUGAAAUCAUCUGCUUUUCUAGUUGAUGAUAGCUGUGUCUUCGGUGUGGAGAUAUUAAAAAUUGAUGUCUCUUCUCCUGAAAAGAAGGCUGUUGUGGUUCAGAAGAAGCCUACGACAGUUCAGAACCUCUUUGUUCAGAAGAAGGGGUUCGUCAAAGGGACAUACACUUGGAACAUGAACAAUUUCCUUGAACUGGACUUGGAUCACUUUGUCCGUUCCCCUACAUUUGAAGUUGGUGGGCAUAAAUGGUACGUCCGCAUGUAUCCGCGUGGUGACAAGUACAGCACUGAUUGCCUCAGCUUGUACUUAUACCUGGAUGUCUCGGAUGAGCUCCAUCUCAAGUCCAAGAAGGUGGUUGUAAUGACUCUGUCCAUCCUGGACCAAAAGAACGGGAAACACUUGACUGGAACUUCAGGUCUCCUGGUGUUUACAAGUGGACGCAGCUGGGGAUGGGCUAAUUUCCUUGGACUCAAGAAACUCAAGGACCCGUCGGAAGGCUAUGUAGUAGGAUCGAGCUGCGUUGUGAAGGCGGAUCUCACUAUCGUUGGUUCAUCCAAUGAUUGUUAG
This is a messenger RNA of Triticum turgidum subsp. durum (durum wheat), 1032 nucleotides long. NCBI's taxonomy places the organism in Eukaryota, Viridiplantae, Streptophyta, Magnoliopsida, Poales, Poaceae. The record is from the annotation of a GenBank genome assembly.